Messenger RNA from Cheilinus undulatus (humphead wrasse), 1720 nucleotides. It is a transcript of the gene tube1, whose product is annotated as tubulin, epsilon 1. Gene Ontology annotation, cellular component: cytoplasm; microtubule. The transcript is spliced from 14 exons. Gene Ontology annotation, biological process: mitotic cell cycle; microtubule cytoskeleton organization. NCBI's taxonomy places the organism in Eukaryota, Metazoa, Chordata, Actinopteri, Labriformes, Labridae. The record is from RefSeq and is a predicted model, not a curated record. Bases 135 to 1547 code for a protein of 470 amino acids. Gene Ontology annotation, molecular function: GTP binding; structural constituent of cytoskeleton.
CAAAGUGAGGGCGCGAGUCUCUAGAAAUGUUCCCAAGCUUUUUCUUUAAGUCGUUUUAACGGACUAACGUGGGGCAAUAGAUUAAACAUGGACUAGGUCAGCUGUUUCAAAAGCAUCUGUGUGUUGCUGCUGCAAUGACGCAGUCAGUUGUUGUCCAAGUGGGACAGUGUGGUAACCAGGUCGGCUGCAGGUUUUGGGAUCUUGCUCUGCGAGAACAUGCUCAUGUCAAUAAAAAAGGAGUGUACGAUGAGGCCCUCAGUAGUUUUUUCCGAAACGUGGACUCAAGGAAAAAUGAAGGAGCGUCCUGCAGUGUUGGUGGGAGGAUCCAACAUUUGAAGGCCAGGGCGGUGCUGGUGGACAUGGAGGAGGGUGUAGUCAAUGAGAUCUUGCAGGGCCCGCUGAGGGAAGUUUUUGACAGCACUCAGCUCCUCACAGACGUGUCGGGUUCAGGCAACAACUGGGCAGUCGGAUACAUGACUUACGGCUCAGCCUACAGAGAGCAGAUCGUGGAGAAGCUGAGGAAGGCAGCAGAACACUGUGACUGUCUUCAGUGUUUCUUUCUCAUUCACUCUAUGGGAGGAGGCACAGGAUCUGGUCUGGGCACCAGAGUGCUGAGCCUGCUGGAGGAGGAGUUCCCUGAGGUAUGUCGCAUCGUCACCUCCAUCUAUCCGUCUGCAGAGGACGACGUCAUCACGUCUCCUUACAACAGCAUCCUCGCCAUGAGGGAGCUGACGGAGCACGCUGACUGUGUCCUACCUGUAGAAAACCAGUCGUUGGUCGACAUCAUGAACAAGAUUAAGCAAAUGUCUCACAGUGGGAAGCCAGGGUCUGUGAUCAAGACAGACAGCACAGUCAUCUCAGGACAGGGUGGGGUCAGCAGGGCGGAGAAACCCUUCGACACCAUGAACAACAUUGUGGCUAAUCUGCUGCUGAAUAUCACCAGCUCAGCUCGCUUCGAAGGAUCCCUCAACAUGGAUCUGAAUGAGAUUGCCAUGAACCUGGUCCCAUUCCCGCGUCUACACUACCUGGUGCCUAGCCUCACGCCUCUCUACACGCUGGCGGACGUCAACGUUCCCACCAGAAGACUGGACCAGAUGUUCAGCGACGCCUUCAGUAAAGACCACCAGCUAAUCCGAGCCGAUCCGAAGCACAGCCUCUACCUGGCGUGUGCCCUCAUGGUCAGGGGGAACGUGCAGGUGUCUGACCUCCGCAGGAACAUUGAGAGGCUGAAGCCUUCACUGCCCUUUGUCUCAUGGAACCAGGAGGGCUGGAAGACGGGUCUGUGUUCAGUUCCCCCUGUGGGUCACUCCCACUCCCUGUUAGCCCUCGCCAACAACACCUGUGUGAAACCCACCUUCAUCGAGCUGAGGGAGCGCUUUACCAAACUCUACAGGAAGAAGGCUCACUUGCACCACUACCUGCAUGUUGAAGGGAUGGAGCAGAGCUUCUUCUCCGAGGCCGUCGGCUCUCUCAGCUCGCUGAUUGAAGAAUAUAACCAGCUGGAUGCCACUAAAGGAACGUGUUUAAAAAAACAGAGUUGGAUGUAAAACCUGAAUUGCCAUUUUAGGCUCCCUGACUAUAACGAGCACAUCACCCCCUCUAAGGAGACGUUCCUUCCACACACCAGGUCUGGAAUGGCUCAGAUAUCAUUGUGACUUAUGUCGCUGAUUUUAUAACAAAGCUUAAAUUAUAAUAAAACAGGAACCAAGUUUAAAAAAUA